Messenger RNA from Lolium perenne, 1782 nucleotides. RefSeq lists its product as uncharacterized. The record is from RefSeq and is a predicted model, not a curated record. NCBI's taxonomy places the organism in Eukaryota, Viridiplantae, Streptophyta, Magnoliopsida, Poales, Poaceae. Gene Ontology annotation, biological process: nucleobase-containing compound metabolic process. Gene Ontology annotation, molecular function: 3'-5' exonuclease activity; nucleic acid binding.
CCGCCCAUCUCCCACUCCCACCGGACCGAUGGAAGACCCCGCACGGGCGCCACCACCGCCAUUCGCCGUACACCUAGUCACUGGCGGCUCCUCCUCGCUGGACCUAUCCCACCUCCUCCACUCCCUUGCCGCCGCCCGCAUCGUCGCCUUCGACGCAGAGUGGAAGCCGCGCCGCCGCCGCGCUCCCGCCAACGGCGACGACGCCUCGCCGGCACCCCCGAAUCCGCCACACCUGCCAACAGUUACGGUUCUUCAGCUUGCCUGCCGCAGCCAAGACGGGGGCAACGAGGUGUUCGUCGUCGACCUCCUCGCCGUGCCGCUCGCCGACCUGUGGGCGCAGCUUAGGGACUUGUUUGAACGGCCCGAGGUGCUCAAGCUGGGGUUCCGGUUCAAGCAGGAUCUCGUGUAUCUCUCGGCCACCUUCACAGCCGCCCUCGGAUGCGAUUACGGAUUCCACAAGGUGGAGCCUUUCUUGGAUAUCACCAACGUCUAUUACUACCUCAAGGGGCAUGACAGGCAAAAGAGACUCCCCAAGGAGACCAAGAGUUUGGCUACAAUUUGUGAGGAACUGCUGAAUGUCUCUUUAUCCAAGGAACUCCAAUGUAGCGAUUGGUCGUGCCGACCCUUGAGUGAAGGACAAAUACGAUAUGCUGCAUCAGAUGCCUAUUAUUUACUAGAUAUAUUUGAUCUCUUUGAGCAAAAGGUCACUGAAGAAAAAUGUUCGCCAGCAACGGAUCUAAAUUCAGAUGAAUUUUGCUCACCAACAGUAGUAGAAUGCUCAUCGUCCGGAUAUGCCAUUUGCUCCUCUGGUUAUUUAGCUUCCAUUAUAGCAAAGUACAGUGAGGGAAUUUUGUUGACAGAGUCAGAUACAAAAGCACGCUCCUCGAGACGAAAAGAAAAACAAAAGCUUCCAACCGAUGCCAAGUACAAAGAGAAGUUUGAUUGCAGUAUUGAAUGGCAGGGUCCCCCGCCAUGGGAUCAAUCCAUUGGUGGAGAUGGAUUACCCAAGUUUUUGUGUGAUGUCAUGAUUGAGGGUCUAGCUAAGCACUUGAGAUGUGUUGGAAUAGAUGCCGCCACACCAUCUUGCAGGAAACCUCAACCAAGAGAAUUAUUGAAUCAAAUUUAUAAGGAAGGACGGAUAUUACUAACACGAGAUAUGAAGCUCUUAAAAUAUCAGUAUUUGGCGACUAAUCAGGUAUACAAAGUGAAAAGUCUGCUAAAGCGUGAUCAACUAGCUGAGGUGAUUGACACCUUCCAGUUAAAGAUUUCUGAGGACCGACUAAUGUCAAGAUGUACAAAGUGCAAUGGAAGUUUCAUUCAGAAACCGUUAACGCUGGACGAAGCCAUGGAAGCCUCCAAAGGUUUCCAGGUCAUCCCCUCGUGCAUAUUCAACCGAGAUCUGGAAUUCUGGAAGUGCACCGACUGCAAUCAACUAUACUGGGAGGGAACUCAGUACCAUAAUGCAGUUCAGCAAUUUAUGUCAGUCUGCAACAUUAGUGAGUGAGCAUUGCAAGAUUUCUUUUUAAGUGCUGUCAAUGCCUCCAUGGAUACCUUCACUUUCCAUUGGGAGAAGCAACUGGAUCAUCAUCCGAUCUCAGACUUCCCACCACUACAUGAUGAGGCAGACCUUUCAUUUUGUUGGUCUGCAAUCCAUUCGUUGUGUUGAUGUAAAUAUGCUCAUGUUGUUUUGUACCUGGAAUUCAACAUAUACUGGGAACUGUUGUUUGAGUAAUGAAACCAUGUUAUUUUGUCUAUCUCAAUAAACAAUACCAGUCACGAUUA